GCCCGUGGCUUAUUUAAUAGCAUUAGCUGAACUGUAAACAUGGAGGUGACUUUAUCCAUGGAUCCUCUUUUUCUCGCAUGGAGUUAUUUCAGGAGAAGAAAGUUCCAGAAAUGUUCAGAUCUGUGUACAAAGAUUUUGGAGGAUAAUCCGUACGACCAGGCAGCAUGGAGUCUGAAGACAAGGGCGCUGACUGAGAUGGUGUACAUCGAUGAGGUUGAAGUUGAUCAGGAGGGCAUUGCAGAAAUAAUGUUGGAUGAAAGUUCCAUUGCACAAGUUGCACGUCCUGGAACAUCACUGAGACUCCCUGGAACAAGUCAGGGUGGAGGACCUACUCCAGCUGUCAGACCCAUGACCCAAUCAGGACGCCCCAUUACAGGAUUUGUAAGGCCCAGCACUCAGUCUGGUAGACCAGGAACCAUGGAGCAAGCCAUUAAGACUCCUCGAACUGCAAACACUGCCCGGCCAGUCACCAGUUCUUCUGGGAGAUUUGUUCGUUUGGGCACGGCUUCUAUGCUAACACAUCCAGAUGGACCAUUUAUAAACCUAUCCAGGCUAAACCUGACAAAAUAUGCCCAAAAACCAAAUUUAUCCAAGACAUUAUUUGAAUACAUAUUUCACCAUGAAAAUGAUGUAAAAACUGCUUUGGACCUUGCUGCACUCGCCACUGAGCAUGCACAAUUCAAGGACUGGUGGUGGAAAGUCCAACUUGGCAAAUGUUAUUACAGGCUUGGUUUGUAUCGUGAAGCUGAGAAACAAUUCCGAUCAGCCCUCAAUCAUCAGGAGUUUGUAGAUACUUAUCUCUUCCUUGCAAAGGUAUACAAGCGACUGGAUCAGCCCAUAACUGCCCUGAACCUCUUUAAACAAGGGCUGGACCAUUUCUCAGGAGAAGUCACUUUACUGACUGGAAUUGCUCGCAUUCAUGAGGAGAUGAAUAACAUCACUUCAGCCACAGAGUACUACAAAGAUGUUUUAAAGCAGGACAAUACACAUGUGGAGGCCAUUGCCUGUAUAGGAAGUAAUCAUUUCUACACAGACCAGCCCGAGAUUGCCUUACGCUUCUACAGGCGGUUGCUGCAGAUGGGUGUGUAUAACUGCCAGCUGUACAAUAAUCUUGGCCUUUGCUGUUUUUAUGCUCAACAGUAUGAUAUGACUCUGUCCUCCUUUGAAAGAGCAUUAGCCCUAGUUUCCAGUGACGAGGAACAGGCCGAUGUCUGGUAUAACAUCGGACAUGUUGCAGUGGGUAUCGGUGACCUGACUCUAGCAUAUCAGUGCUUUAAAUUAGCUUUGGCUUUUAAUAACGAUAAUGCUGAGGCAUACAACAACUUAGCUGUGCUGGAGCUACGGAAAGGCCGCAUUGAACAGGCAAAAGCUUUUCUGCAGACAGCUGCUUCUCUGGCUCCUCACAUGUAUGAACCACAUUUCAACUUCGCCGUACUAUCAGAUAAGAUGGGUGAUCUUCAGAGUAGCUACAUGGCUGCCCAGAAGUCUGAGGAUGCGUUUCCUGAGCAUGUGGACACUCAGCAGAUCCUGAAGAACCUCAGACAACACUUUUCUGUGCUCUGAGUUUUCUGUACCAGCAUUUUAUAUGUUUAUAGCUUUUGAAAGUUCUCAUCAUUGUUGUUUUUCUAGAAAAAAAUCUAAGCUAUUAUUUAUUUUAAGAUUUAUUUGGAACAAAAACUUUUCCUCAUAAUUAUAUACAGUAUAUCUACAUUUAUUGGUGAAAAGUAUUUAGGGAUUUUUUCAUUAUGUACAAAGAGAUACAAUUAUGUACAUAUCAGAUUAAUAAAAAAAAUCAUAUCAAAAAAAUUAUUUGAAGCACCAGAGUAAGGUUACUGUAUGACAGACUAUAACACUGGUAAUAGUAGUGAUUGUGGCAUCUUCCCUUCAUGAUGCUAUAGCAACUCCAUAAUGUGGAACUGUGUAAAGCAGCUCUGUAAAACAUGUUUAGUAUUACAAAUGCUAAAUAAAUGUAUUAGAGUAAUAGUAAAUGUACUUUUUUAAAGACAAUGAUUAAAGGCAAUCUGGUGGUGCAUCUGUAAGUUACUAUAGCCCACUACUGCUUGGAUCCAGGGUUGGAAUUCCUGAAUUUUUUGUAUCUAGGUCAUUGUUUUAUAAUUGUUAUGAUAAUUUUGCUCUCUGCAGAUAAACUUUGAGCCUCACUCAGUCUAACAUUUGGUGCAUCUAAUGAUUGUCUGGUUAAGGUUUCGAACUCCAGUAAUGUGAAGAUAAUGAUGUACUGUUUUGUGGCUCUACUUUUGGGAUUUGGUUAAUAUAUGCUGCCACAACUUUUGAGACUUUUCCUCUUAAAACAAUAUUUGUUUUUC
Trichomycterus rosablanca is the source of this 2324-nucleotide messenger RNA. It is a transcript of the gene ttc8, whose product is annotated as tetratricopeptide repeat domain 8. Bases 40 to 1563 code for a protein of 507 amino acids. Gene Ontology annotation, molecular function: protein binding. Gene Ontology annotation, biological process: non-motile cilium assembly. Gene Ontology annotation, cellular component: BBSome; ciliary basal body; non-motile cilium. The record is from RefSeq and is a predicted model, not a curated record. The transcript has 14 exons. Lineage: Eukaryota; Metazoa; Chordata; Actinopteri; Siluriformes; Trichomycteridae.